AUGACGACUUUGGGUGAAGCAGGGUUCCGCUGUUGUAAUGAAGAUCGCUGUAACGCUAACGUCAACCCAAAGAAACCUUCUUCUCUGAUCCCAAGACCAGUCACUGUGAAAGGAGAGCCUCCAAUCGUGGUCAUCAGCCCUGGAAUGAGAGCACUUAGGCUGAAAUGCGUGGGAGAAGGGAUUCCUCCACCUUCCGUUACCUUGAGUAAAUAUGGCGAAGACAUCACCGCUGAUAAGUCGUAUCGAUACUUGGGUCUUGCCGAGAUACUGAUCAUGGGGAUCACAGAGGCCAACGUGCUGAAGUAUGAUGGUGUCUAUGUCUGUAAUGCUACAAAUGGGCACACAUCAGCUGUAGCCUAUCAGAUAGUUGCGAUCAACGUUACAACGCCAGUCGAUGGACAUGUACCAUUUAACAACAUCAGCACCACACCAUUGAAGGCAUUCCAUGCAAUGUGUCCACCAGGCCUCACGGGACCAGAUGGAUCUCCCAUUACCCACGAGUUUAACCUCGAUGAGGUUGUAUGUACUUCAGCCAGAAAAGUGGGUAUUAUUGACACAAAUCCAGGCCCUGUAACGUGGCUUAUACGGCCUGACAGCAAAGCGCAGUUUCUCAAUGGAUCGCUCAAUGUGGACCUUGGACAAGCUAACACAUCUGCGGCAAUCACGACACCGUCCACAUCUGUGAACUCAAGUGCGCAAGUUACAUCAACGCUGCCCACCAUGCUGUCGCUGUCUCCUUCUAUGCAACCCUCCACCGUGUCAAAUAUUCAGAGUAUAGAAUCUUUGACAAUAGCUUUCAGCCGUACGAUAACGAUAAUGGCCACGUCCGCCUCAUAUGCUACACAUGUCCCCUUGGCUUCUAUACUUAUCCCACCAAACAACGUGAUCAUGUCACACUCAUCUGAGGCUGUAACGUCAUCCCCACAAAGCCUGUUUCUAUCGCCAUCACCGACAGCACCUGAAUCAUCAUCACAUACCAUGCUAAUGACAUCCUUUCCAUCUAGCUUUACAUCACCAUCUAUGGCAAGUGGGGGUACUUAUGCUUCCUCAAAGGACAUGUCAUCAUCUGAAGAAUUAUCAUACUCGUCAUCCCUAACUCUGGCUAUGGCCUCUCUUCAUUCCAGUAUAAUAUCAUCAGAGGCCAGCGCAGGUGUUUCUGCUUCCUCAAAGGGAGCGUUAUCUUGGAUGGUGUCGAGUUCCCAAUCACCUACUUUUGCAAUGACUUCUGUUCCUUCCUCAUCACAGGCAAGUGCAGGUACUCAUGCUUCCUCAAGGGGUGUGUCAUCAUCCGUGUUGGCAUCGAGUUCCGAAUCACCUAUUAUAGCCAUGACCUUUCUUCCUUCCGCCAUAAUAUCUUCAUCUGAGGCAAGUGCAGGUACUUAUGCUUCAUCAAGGGGUGUGUCAUCAUCUGGAAUUAAGCCGAAUACCCCAUCACCUACUUUUGCCUUGACCUCCGUUCCAAGCAGUAUGUCGUCGUCAUCACAGGCCAGUUCAGGUACUUUUGCUUCCUCAAGGGGUGUGUCAUUAUCUGGAAUGGAGUCAAAUACACCAUCACCUACAUUAGCAAUAACCUCUCUUCCCAUCGCCAUCACAUCCUCAUCACAGAAAAGUACAGGAACUUAUGCUUCCUCAAUGGGUGUGUCAUCAUCUGGAAUGGAGUCGAAUUCCCCGUCACCUACAUUAGCCAUGACCUCUCUUCCUUCGAGCAAACUAUCUUCAUCAGAAGCAAGUGCAGGUACUUAUGCUUCCUCAAGGGGUGUGUCAUCAUCUGUGUUGGCAUCGAGGUCCGAAUCACCUAUAGUAGCCAUGACUUCUCUUCUUUCCACUAUGAUAUCUUCAUCUGAGGCAAGUGCAGGUACUUAUGCUUCAUCAAGGGGUGUGUCAUCAUCUGUGUUGGCAUCGAGUUCCGAAUCACCUAUUGUAGCCAUGACUUCUCUUCCUUCCACUAUGAUAUCUUCAUCUGAGGCAAGUGCAGGUAUUGAUGCUUCAUCAAGGGGUGUGUCAUCAUCUGGAUUGGUGUCAAAUACACCAUCACCUACUUUAGCCAUGGCUUCUCUUCCUUCGACCAAACUAUCUUCAUCCGAAGCAAGUGCAGGUACUUCUGCUUCCUUAAGGGGUGUGUCAUCAUCUGGAAUGGAUUCGAAUACCCCAUCACCUACUUUAGCCAUGGCUUCUCUUCCUUCGACCAAACUAUCUUCAUCCGAAGCAAGUGCAGGUACUUCUGCUUCCUUAAGGGGUGUGUCAUCAUCUGGAAUGGAUUCGAAUACCCCAUCACCUACAUUAGCAAUAACCUCUCUUCCCAUCACCAUCACAUCCUCAUCACAGAAAAGUACAGGAACUUAUGCUUCCUCAAUGGGUGUGUCAUCAUCUGGAAUGUAG
Messenger RNA from Haliotis rufescens (red abalone), 2379 nucleotides. RefSeq names its product mucin-5AC-like. Bases 1 to 2379 code for a protein of 792 amino acids. The transcript is spliced from 7 exons. Lineage: Eukaryota; Metazoa; Mollusca; Gastropoda; Lepetellida; Haliotidae. The record is from RefSeq and is a predicted model, not a curated record.